Messenger RNA from Brachypodium distachyon (stiff brome), 1441 nucleotides. RefSeq lists its product as uncharacterized. The record is from RefSeq and is a predicted model, not a curated record. Gene Ontology annotation, molecular function: lipid binding. The transcript is spliced from 3 exons. NCBI's taxonomy places the organism in Eukaryota, Viridiplantae, Streptophyta, Magnoliopsida, Poales, Poaceae. The coding region runs from base 318 to 1157 and encodes 279 amino acids.
CACCGCCCAACGGCCUCUCUGUCACUGACAUCUCCAUGUGCCCCGGGAUGACUGCAUGUGGCUCCACCACCUCCAUUUCCUCCCCCCUAUUCUUCAUCUUCUUCUCCGUCUUAAAAAAAGCCACACACCUACUCCCGUCUAGCUAGCAAGCUACUAGUACAGCUUUGCUAUUUAGCUCCGUUAAAACAGUUUCAGCAUCCAGAAACCCAACCGAUCUAUACUCAUCCCAUUUUCUCCCCGUGAACAUAUCAUCAUCCAUAUAUCAUCGAUUGGUUCAUCAGGAGUUCGUCGGAAGAAGUUAUAAGCUAGAAGAAGCAAUGAGCAAUGGCGGCUCUCCUGCUACCUCGCCCCCUUCUGUCUGCUCAAGAUCAUGGUCUAUAAGCGAGGAUUCUUUGAGGAGGUACGUGAGCUACGCGAGCGAGAGCUGCAUCCAGGAGCUGCUGGCGGCGUCCGGCGACGAGGACCGGUGGAAGACGCUGGCCUACUGCAACGGCGUGGAGAUAUCCAAGAGGAUGUCGCCGCCGGGGCCGGGGCAGGUGUUCCGGAGCCGAUGGCUGCUGCACGCCGUCUCUCCCCAGCAGUUCAUGGCCGCCGCCAACGCCGUCGACGCCGCCAAGCAAUGGGAAUCGGACCUGGUGGAGGCUCGGUACAUCAAGGAGCUGGGGGAGGACCUGAGCAUCAUCCACCUGAAGCUGGGGGACGCCUCGAAGCUGUUCCGGCGCCGGGACCUCGUCGUCUACGAGCGGCGGCAGGCCAUGGACGACGGCACGCUGGUGGUGGCCGUGGCGUCGCUGCCCAAGGAGAUCGCGGCAGGCCUGCUGCCGCCACGGGACUCCAGGGGCCGGCCCAGCGCCGCCGUGGGCCGGGGCCUGCUCCUGCAGUCCGGCUGGGUCGUCGAGAAGCUGGUCGCCGGAGACGAAGAAGACGACGACGAUGGUGGCGUGGAGUCAUGUGUGGUGACGUAUGUGGUCCAGCUCGACCCGGCGGCCGGGUGGCUGCCACGGUGUAUCGUCGGCCGGCUUAAUAGCAAGCUUGUCGUGAUUAUUGACAAGCUCAAGAAGCUGGCGCAGACGACGGCCACGGCUAGAUCGUGCAAGUUGGCGCAGGCGGUGGCACCCGGAAGCAGCAGUUGCAGCAGCUCGUCCGAUGAGACCUGAGGAUCGAGAAGCAUGUGAAUUCUCUUGUUUGAAUCUGUCGUUAGGCAUAAGUAAAUACGGUUUUUGUAGGAAAUGCAUGGCGCGUGUCGAGGACUCGAUCGAUCUGGGUAUGUAAUAUGCUUAGGGGUUACAGUACUAGUUUACGACUAUAUGAAUCUGCAUUAUGUGGGCGAGAAUGUGUGUCUACGUAAACCGCACUUUAUUUUGGCAUUGCAAACGGCUGCAGGAGUGCCGGCCAGCUGCAGUUUUUUUUAUAAAGAAAAGUAGCUGCUACAAUUUUGCCU